GUCGGCGAUGGCGGAGGAAGACGAUCCGGAGCGGCGGGGCAGGCAUAAUCCAAUGUCCAACGUCCCGAUCAUUCCGGUCAUCAUGUUCCUCGCGCCGUGCGCGUUCUUCCUGUUCACGUCAGACCUGGGGCUCCCGCGCAUCCGCAUCGAGUAUUCAAGCCGCGACGCUCCGGCCAGCGCGCCCGCGAAGAAGCCGCUGCGCCAGCUGACCGACCGUCCGUACACGCUGGGCGCGGCCGUGUCCGACUACGAUGCCCACAGAGCGGCGUGGCUCGCCGCGCACCCGCGGUUCCCGGCCUCCGUCGCGCCGGGGCGGCCGCGCGUGCUGGUGGUCACCGGUUCGUCGCCGCGCCGGUGCAGCAAACCAGACGGCGACCAGUUGCUCCUCCGCGCGUUCAAGAACAAGGCGGACUACUGCCGCGUCCACGGCUUCGACAUCUUCUACAGCAACGCGGUGCUGGACGCCGAGAUGUCGGGGUUCUGGACGAAGCUGCCGCUGCUGCGCGCGCUGAUGGUGGCGCACCCGGAGACGGAGCUCCUCUGGUGGGUGGACUCCGACGUUAUCUUCACGGACAUGCUGUUCGAGCCGCCGUGGGGCAAGUACGCGCGCCAUAACCUGGUGCUCCCCGGCUGGGACGACGCGGUGUACGACGCCAAGAGCUGGCUCGGCACCAACGCCGGAAGCUUCGUGAUCCGGAACUGCCAGUGGUCGCUGGACCUCCUCGACGCGUGGGCGAAGAUGGGGCCGCGCGGCCCGGUGCGCGAGCACUACGGGAAGAUCUUCGGGGAGGCGCUGUCGAACCGGGGGGCGUACGAGGCGGACGACCAGUCGGCGAUCGUGUACCUGCUGGUGACGGAGCGAGAGAGGUGGGGGGACAAGGUGUUCCUGGAGAGCUCCUACGUGUUGCACGGCUACUGGAAGGGCAUCGUGGACCGGUACGAGGAGCUGCGGAGCAAGUGGCGGCCGGGGCUCGGCGACGACCGGUGGCCGCUCGUCACGCACUUCGUCGGCUGCAAGCCGUGCGGGGGGCAAGGCGCCAGCUACGAUGCCGCGGAGUGCCGGCGAGGCAUGGAGCGCGCGCUCAACUUCGCCGACGACCAGAUACUCAACCUCUACGGCUUCCAGCACCGGUCGCUCAACACCACGGCCGUGCACCGCGUCAGGAACGACACCGGACAGCCGAUGGACGCCGACGACGAGGAGAUCGGCCGGCUCCUGCACCCGACGUUUAGAGCCGCUAGGCCAUCGUAAUCUACUCCGAUCAAGUAACAGCUUCUUCAAUUAGUUUGGAUGUGAACGUGCUUAACAUCUGAACAUGCAACGUGUAAUACUUGCAGACGCAAAUUUCUACAAGUGUAUAUAGACAUCAAUUGUUCAUA
This is a messenger RNA of Lolium rigidum, 1380 nucleotides long. Its product is annotated as probable glycosyltransferase 4. Gene Ontology annotation, cellular component: trans-Golgi network; endosome; membrane. Gene Ontology annotation, molecular function: hexosyltransferase activity; xyloglucan 6-xylosyltransferase activity; UDP-xylosyltransferase activity. Gene Ontology annotation, biological process: xyloglucan biosynthetic process. The transcript has a single exon. The record is from RefSeq and is a predicted model, not a curated record. Lineage: Eukaryota; Viridiplantae; Streptophyta; Magnoliopsida; Poales; Poaceae. Bases 8 to 1252 code for a protein of 414 amino acids.